This is a messenger RNA of Rosa chinensis, 1570 nucleotides long. Its product is annotated as LAG1 longevity assurance homolog 3. The transcript has 6 exons. Gene Ontology annotation, molecular function: sphingosine N-acyltransferase activity. The record is from RefSeq and is a predicted model, not a curated record. Lineage: Eukaryota; Viridiplantae; Streptophyta; Magnoliopsida; Rosales; Rosaceae. Gene Ontology annotation, cellular component: endoplasmic reticulum; membrane. The coding region runs from base 160 to 1083 and encodes 307 amino acids. Gene Ontology annotation, biological process: ceramide biosynthetic process.
CAAACGGUGGAAAACCGUCGAAGGUCUUAUCUAUCAUAAACACUUGUGGCCUUUUCGAAAGUCAAAAACAGCCUCUGUCUUCUUCGGCGUAAAUUCCAAGACAGCAGAUCGUCCUGUCCUUCCUUCUCCUCCAAAUUCCCGGGUUCGGUUCCCAUCCAGAUGGAUUCGGGUCUCAGUGAUUGGGUCAAGUACUUGGAGGAGGAGUCAUACCCAGUUCCCAGAGACUUCUUGGCCCUUCCCUUGUUUGUUCUCCUCUUCCCUACACUUAGGCUCUUCCUUGAUAACUUCGUCUUUGAGAGAUUAGCAAGAUUGCUUAUUGUUGGAAAGGGACAGAAGAAAGUUGAGACACAUGAUGAGCGGAAAAAAAUUACUAAAUUUAAAGAGUCGGCAUGGAAAUGCCUAUACUUUUUUUCCGCAGAGGCUUUGGCGCUUUCCAUAACAUACAAUGAGCCUUGGUUCUCAAAAACAAAACACUUUUGGGUAGGGCCUGGCGAUCAGGUUUGGCCCGACCAGAAAACGAAAUUAAAAUUGAAGGCACUCUACAUGUAUUCUGCUGGGUUUUACAUGUACUCCAGCUUUGCUUUGGUGUUUUGGGAAACAAGGCGUUCUGACUUUUGGGUAUCAAUGGCUCAUCAUGUAGCAACAACAAUAUUGAUUGUGUUCUCUUACACAGCGAGGUUUUCCCGAGUUGGUUCAAUCAUUUUAGCCCUCCAUGAAGGAUCUGAUGUGUUUUUAGAAAUUGCGAAACUGUCAAAAUAUUGUGGCUUAGAACUGAUUGCUAGCGUUUCUUUUGUUAUCUUUGUUCUUUCUUGGACAGUUCUACGUCUUAUUUACUUUCCCUUCUGGAUAAUUUGGAGUACCAGCUAUGAAUCUCUUUUGAAUUUGGACAAGGAAAAGCACAUGGUGGAUGGAUCUAUAUACUAUUACUUGUUUAAUACUCUUCUAAUUUGCUUGCUCAUUCUUCAUAUUUAUUGGUGGAAGUUGAUGGUUUGGAUGCUCAUAAAGCAAAUCCGCUCAUGGGGGAAACUUGAUGAUGAUGUUCGAUCUGAUUCCGAAAGUGAUGAUGAUGAACACGAUGAUUGACAUUAAGAAGAUAGUUUUAAAUGUGAGGCACCUCUGUAUUCUCAAGGUUAUAGUGAAACAACAAUCACCAUGCUUUCUAGCCUAUUUAAGCGAUAUAUACAGUGUUUUAUUCCUUUCUCCAUGCAGAUUGAAUAUUUAUACAGGCAAGUGUGUAUAUCCAGAUUAUAUCCAAAAUUCAUACAUACACAGGUUAGAUUUGUUCAAAGACUUGCCCCGAUAAAAUACCAUUGAGUUUCCUGAAAUGGGAUUGUAUUAUUGAUGUCCAUGGCACAGUUGCUUGAACAGGUAGGAUCAGGCAGAGAAACUUAAUUCAUUAUUCAUUGCCCAAGCUUUGGGAAGCAUAAUAAACAGCCACCAAAAAUAUUGGUUAUAGAACAUUACUAUUGCUUGAGGUGUCACUGAGCCUGUAUUACAUUGUUAUUGUUGGUGUAAAUUACAAUAUUUCUCUUUAUUCAUACUAUCCGAGAAAGGUGAAUCACUUGUUUCA